AUGGCUUGUUUCGUGGGGGGAAGUAAGCAGCACGUACCUGUUCUACUCGUCGUCCUUCAGGAUGUGCUCGCCAGGGGUCGCCGUGGCUGCUGUAGCGGCGGCGGCUUGCUCUUCCUCCCGGAGCAUCUUCUGCGCAUCGUUGACCCGCAUCCGGACGAUGCCGCCGACCACAAUUGCGGCGGUGCCCAGGGUCCAGAUCCACAGGAUCUUGAGACCGGGGCUCUUCUGGCUCCACCUGGUCACCAUUGGAGGAGCGGCAGCAGCUUGAAGCGCGGUGAAAGCGCAGGGGAUUUCAGUCUGCUUGGAGAAUGA
This is a messenger RNA of Phragmites australis (common reed), 312 nucleotides long. RefSeq lists its product as uncharacterized. Bases 1 to 312 code for a protein of 103 amino acids. The transcript has 3 exons. Lineage: Eukaryota; Viridiplantae; Streptophyta; Magnoliopsida; Poales; Poaceae. The record is from RefSeq and is a predicted model, not a curated record.